GUGCAGGUGUCCACUGGGAGACUGUAGUGAUGAUUAUCUGUCAAUCACAGCAGAGCCGGCCCCCGUCAGCAGUUUGUGACCAAUCAAAAGUGGGCAAGAGGGCGGAGUCGGUCUGAUGACUGCCAGACGAGACAUCCAGUCUCAUUCAGAGCUCCGCCUCCUCUCUUCAGUUCAGCGAUGGUCACAUAAAAGCGCAGAGACAUUUCCGUUGCACUCGUUUUACGUCCCAAACAUGUAGACUGAACUUUAUCCAUUGGUGUUCCUUCCUUCAGCUGUUUUUUUUUUUAAAUUUGUUUGUGUGAUGCUCAGUGUGCUCCGCCUGCGCCGUCUCGUUCGCCAGGUGCCGCUACAGACCAGCUUCAUCUUCCUCUUCCUCCUGUGCAUCCUCAGUGUCUUCCUCUCUUCCUACUUCCUGUAUGCCGUCAAACAAAAGCUGGAACCGUCGCUCGCAGCAGGACGCUCGGCCGAUGACCUCUACGUGACCCCGUCUCGGCCCCUCCCCUUCCUGUCUGGAGUGGGCGGGACACUGUCGUCCGAUGGCUCCCGGACUGAUCCGGUCGUGCUGGUGUUCGUGGAGAGUCCGUAUUCGCAGCUCGGACAGGAGAUCGUGGCCAUCCUGGAGUCGGCGAGGUUCCGCUACCGGACGGAAAUCUCUCCCGGAAAAGGAGACAUGCCCACGUUAACAGACGGACAGCGGGGCCGCUUUGUGCUCAUCGUCUACGAAAACAUCCUGAAGUAUGUGAACAUGGACGCCUGGAACAGAGAGUUACUGGACAGAUACUGUAUCGAGUUUGGAGUGGGAAUGAUCGGCUUCUUUAAGGCCAAUGAGAAGAGUCUGUUGAGUGCGCAGCUGAAAGGAUUCCCUCUGUUUCUGCACUCCAACCUGGGCCUGAAGGACUGUACCGUCAACCCCAAAUCCCCUCUGCUGCACGUCACACGAGCGCGACAGGUGUUUAGCGGUCCUCUCCCCGGGGACAACUGGACCGUCUUCCAGUCCAAUCACUCCACCUACGAGCCGGUUCUGCUGGCUAAAACCCGUUCGGCUGAGAGCACUGGACUCAUGCACACUUCCGUGGUUCAGGAUCUCGGGCUUCAUGAUGGGAUUCAGAGGGUUUUGUUCGGACACAACCUCUCCUUCUGGCUACACAAGCUGGUGUUUGUGGACGCGCUGUCCUUCCUCACCGCUAAGAGACUGUCUCUGUCCCUCGAGCGCUUCAUACUGGUGGACAUCGAUGAUAUAUUUGUGGGAAAGGAAGGGACCAGGAUGAAGGUGGCAGAUGUGAAGGCGUUGGUUGAAACUCAGAAUGAGCUGCGCAGAUCGAUUCCAGAUUUCACCUUUAACCUGGGCUUCUCGGGGAAGUUCUUCCACGCAGGUGAGUGA
Molecule: messenger RNA, 1381 nt
Organism: Sinocyclocheilus rhinocerous
Lineage: Eukaryota; Metazoa; Chordata; Actinopteri; Cypriniformes; Cyprinidae
Product: bifunctional heparan sulfate N-deacetylase/N-sulfotransferase 1-like
Exons: 4
Coding region: 302-1381 (359 amino acids)
Molecular function (GO): heparan sulfate N-sulfotransferase activity; hydrolase activity
Source: RefSeq, a predicted model, not a curated record